This is a messenger RNA of Syngnathus acus (greater pipefish), 1694 nucleotides long. It is a transcript of the gene mxi1, whose product is annotated as max interactor 1, dimerization protein. The record is from RefSeq and is a predicted model, not a curated record. Gene Ontology annotation, biological process: regulation of transcription by RNA polymerase II. The transcript has 6 exons. Gene Ontology annotation, molecular function: protein dimerization activity; DNA-binding transcription factor activity, RNA polymerase II-specific; RNA polymerase II cis-regulatory region sequence-specific DNA binding. Lineage: Eukaryota; Metazoa; Chordata; Actinopteri; Syngnathiformes; Syngnathidae. The coding region runs from base 351 to 1067 and encodes 238 amino acids.
AGCUAUGGAAAGCAAACAAGAGCGAGGAAGCGAGCAGCAGCAGGCACUUGCUGGCGCAAGUCAACCCGGGGGAUUUUUUUUUUAUUGUUUACAUUUGAGUUUGUAGCAAAUAACAAUCGUAUUAAUGUGGACGUUUUACUAUUCUUAUACGCUGAUUUUCUGACAACCCAGCAAAGGAUUGGCUGCAGCUUGCUAGCUUGUCAACUCUGGAAACACGAUUUCCCAUCCUUGCAAAAGACCCCCAAUAAGAGAUCUAAAGGACUUUUUUUUUUUUUUUGCUUUUAAUGUACAUAUAUUGAAUUUGUUGCACUGUCUUCCGUGUAUUUUAUAUCGUUGUAUUACUGCUGUCAAUGUUAAACGCUAGCAAUAAGUUGAACGACAGCAAGGCUCAGGAAAGAAUGACUGCUGUUCAGCUAAUGAAUAUCCAGCGUCUAUUGGAAGCCGCGGAAUAUCUCGAAAGGAGAGAAAGAGAGUGUGAACACGGAUAUGCAUCGACGUUUCCUUCAAAUCAGGACACAAACUACCAGAGGCAAAGGAAAUUCCGAAAUAAGAAAUUCAGCAGUAACCACAAUAGGUCCACACACAACGAGCUGGAGAAGAAUAGACGGGCUCAUCUGCGGCUGUGUCUGGAGCGCUUGAAGGCCCUCAUCCCGCUGGGACCGGACUGCAGCCGCCAUACCACCCUGGGCCUGCUCAACAAAGCCAAAGCACAUAUAAAGAAACUUGAAGAAGCCGACAGGAAGAGCCAGUACCAGCUGGAGUCUCUGGAACGUGAGCAGAGGCACCUCCAACGCCAACUAGAACUGCUGAGUGGAGGCGGCGGAACGGCCGUGGAGGGCGAGAGGAUACGCAUGAACAGCGUGGGCUCCACUCUAGGUUCUGAGCGCUCCGACUCCGACCAGGAGGAGAUCGAGGUGGACGUGGAGAGCACGGAGUUAUCCCACGGAGAGCUGGACAGUCUGAGCACAGCCAGCACCAGUGACCUGGAUGACCACAGCAGCCUGCAGAGCAUGGCCAGUGAUGAGGGAUAUUCCUCUUGCAGUGUCAAACUUGCCUUCUCCUCCUAGAAGCUACACAAUGCCACCACUGCAAACACCUCCUCUUCCUCUCGCCCCUCCUCUUGCUGCUCCCAUCCAGCCCUCCCACCCGGUAUAUCCGUGCUCCCAUCCAGCCGCGCCCACGGGCCUCUGUUCGCCUACUUGCAGUGUGCCCAUCACCAUGCAAAGGCACUGUUAAAGCCGAACCCAGUAUCUUGGACAGGUGCUUUCAAACUUUUUGAGUCUGGGAACCUACUUGGGAGACAUUUUUAUGAGGAGCCCCUCUUAAUCCUUAUGCCUACUAAAUAUAUUUUAGCUACCACAUGAACCCCUAGAAGCAAAAAUAAUUAUUGUCUAGCGUAUUUUCCGGACUAUAAAUCACUCCGGAGUCGCACCAGACAUAAAAUGCAUAAUAAACAGGAAAAAGACAUAUAUAAGUCGCACUGGAGUACAAGUCGCAUUUUGGGGGGAAAUUUAUUUGAUAAAAUCCAACACCAAGAACAGACAUGUCAUCUUGAAAGGCAAUUUAAAAUAAAAAUAUAAUAGAGGCAACAACAGGCUGAAUAAUUGUACGGUAUGCUGACGUUACAUGACACAUAAACAACAAACUGAGAACGUGCCUGACGUAACAUAUUAAAAGUUAUUCAGAUAGCUAUA